This is a messenger RNA of Fomitopsis serialis, 1515 nucleotides long. Its product is annotated as diphthamide biosynthesis protein. Gene Ontology annotation, molecular function: 2-(3-amino-3-carboxypropyl)histidine synthase activity. The transcript has 11 exons. The record is from RefSeq and is a predicted model, not a curated record. Gene Ontology annotation, biological process: protein histidyl modification to diphthamide. Lineage: Eukaryota; Fungi; Basidiomycota; Agaricomycetes; Polyporales; Fomitopsidaceae. Bases 1 to 1515 code for a protein of 504 amino acids.
AUGGAGCCUACCACCGCCUUUGCCGCAAGCGGCGAGGAUGCGAUCACGCGGACGAUUGACCUCGACGAUGUUCUGGAGGAGCUCUCGCCUGAAGAACUCGAAGAUUAUUAUGACAUCGACCGCACAGUAGAACAAAUAUGCAAAGGUGAUUACAAAAGGAUAGCACUCCAGUUCCCUGAUGAACUGCUGCGUGACUCCGUCCCCAUAUUUCGACGCUUGAAGGCUCGGCUCGGUGACGGACGAGAGCUAUAUGUUCUAGCCGAUACAUCUUAUGGCAGUUGUUGUGUCGACGAAGUUGCCGCUCAGCACGUCGAGGCGGAUGCAAUGGUCCAUUACGGACAUGCAUGCAUGAGCCAGACAUCGCGCCUUCCGGUCAUCUACGUAUUCGGGAAGAAGCCGAUCGAUUCCGCGGAUUGUAUAGACAGCUUCGUGCAAGCGUUAGCAAGCUCAAGCUCAGAGCACACGAAGGGCGCAUGUAUGCUCCGACUCGAUGUUGCAUAUGCUCACAGAGCAGACGCGAUUAUGAAUAAGCUUCGAGCGGCUCUCCCUGCACCAACCAAGAUCCUCCAGUCGCCGAUUCCGAGUAUGACUUAUCCGACGAAGCAGCCAAACAAGCUCGACCAGACGCCUCAGCAAGAUUCAAACUCUGGGGAAAAUGAUUUCGAAGAAGCGUCCUCCGAGAAUUGUGUCAUCCUCUACGUCGGAGGGGAAAGCCUCAGUCUCACCAAUCUGCUCAUGACACACGCGUCUUGCCAGGUCUACUCCUAUGAUCCUCAGACAACAGCCACCCGUCUAGAAUCCGCGCGCACAAACAGGCUUCUCAUGCGUCGAUACGCUACAGUCCAAAAGGCCAGAGAUGCGGACGUCUUUGGCAUCCUCAUAGGAACGCUCGGUGUAGCUUCCUACCUCCCACUGAUCUCUCAUCUACGAAAAAUGCUGGCAAAAGCCCACAAGAAGAGCUACACGAUCAGUGUAGGAAAGCUCAAUCCUGCGAAACUCGCGAACUUCCUGGAGAUCGAGUGUUUCGUGCUCGUCGCGUGUCCGGAGAACAGCUUGAUCGAAGCCAAGGACUUCUUGCGCCCGAUAGUGACUCCGUAUGAACUGGAGGUGGCGCUCCGGGCGGAGCAGAGCUGGACAGGACGGUACGUCUUGGACUUCGACAGAGUGCUCGCGGAAUACAGUGGACACGAGGAGGAAGGUGAGUCGAAAGACGCGUCGACUCGCGAUGAGGAAGAUUCCGAUGAACCUGUGUUCUCACUCGUCACCGGGAAGUACCGAUACGCAAAACGUUAUGGUGCUCCCGCUGAAACCCCCUCAGGCGACUCCUCUGCAGUCGUUCUCCGAAAUAAAGACAACUCAAUUGCUGUCCUCGCAGACAGUGCAGCAGGACAAUUCCUGCAAACCCGUACAUUCCAGGGCUUAGAAACGAGGAUCGGCCAGGAUGCGCCGAGUACGCUCGAGCAAGGCAGGAGUGGGAUUGCGAAGGGCUACGCAGACGACCACCGGUCACAAUGA